AUGAUGGUGGAAGGGUCUGCGUUUACUCGGAACGAUGUGUUCCAAAUGGCUAUACGCGUUGCUUUUGUGUCUGCUGUGACUUACUUCUCUAUAAAAUGGCUUGUGAACCAAAUAGAUCCUACUUCUAAAAGUCGAAAAAAGGCAGAGGAACGGGCUCGGGAACAAUUACGCAAGAUGUCUUGCAGAGCCGGACUCAGCAGUAAGCACACCCUUGCACUGGACAAGUUGACUGACCAUGAGAUGAUCAUCGCAUCACAGCUCGUCGUGCCUGAUGAGAUUAAUGUAAACUGGAAAGACAUAGCAGGUUUAGACCAUCUAAUCCAAGAGCUACGCGAGACUGUUAUCCUGCCGAUACAGAAACGUGAGUUGUUCGCAGACAGCCGGUUAACGCAGCCGCCAAAGGGUGUGCUGCUGCAUGGACCCCCUGGAUGUGGCAAAACGCUGAUAGCCAAGGCGACAGCUAAAGAAGCUAACAUGAGCUUCAUAAACCUGGAUGUAUCGUUGCUCACUGAUAAAUGGUACGGUGAGACUCAGAAGUUGGCAGCUGCGGUGUUCAGUCUCGCUGUAAAACUGCAACCUUGCAUCGUGUUUAUUGACGAGAUCGAGUCGUUCCUGCGCACCCGCACACAACACGAUCACGAAGCCACCGCUAUGAUGAAGACACAGUUUAUGUCGCUGUGGGACGGGCUCAUCACAGACCCUACGUGUACUGUCAUUAUCAUGGGAGCUACAAACCGCCCGCAAGACUUGGACAAGGCCAUCCAGCGCCGCAUGCCGGCCACCUUCCACGUGCCCAUGCCCAGCGAGCAACAGCGUGAGAGGAUCCUACAGCUGAUCCUUCAAUCUGAGCCCAUCACUCCUGAUAUCGACUACAAGCGGUUGGCGAGUGCGACGGAGGGCUUCUCCGGCUCGGACCUGCACGAGCUGUGCCGCCAAGCCGCCGUCUACCGCGUGAGGGACCUCGCGCGGGACGAGAUCGCCAGGGAACUUAAUGAGACUGAAGAUACAACAAAAACGAAGUCGUCAAAUUCGGACUCUGAUGACGAGUACGUGGACGCUGUGCGACCCAUCACCAUGGACGACCUUCGUCUGUCGCUGACCAAGCUCAAGGAGUCUAAGAUACAGUGCGGGACCCUCGCGCCCGCCUUGAGAAUAGAGCUCGACUAG
This is a messenger RNA of Arctia plantaginis, 1167 nucleotides long. NCBI's taxonomy places the organism in Eukaryota, Metazoa, Arthropoda, Insecta, Lepidoptera, Erebidae. The record is from the annotation of a GenBank genome assembly.